Molecule: messenger RNA, 2277 nt
Organism: Vicia faba (fava bean)
Lineage: Eukaryota; Viridiplantae; Streptophyta; Magnoliopsida; Fabales; Fabaceae
Source: the annotation of a GenBank genome assembly
AUGGAUCAUAUUAGUAAUGAAGCUAGGGUUGACCGUUUUCCAAUUGGUCCAUCAGACAUUCUUGGCAAAACAAUAGCUUUCAGGGUUCUAUUCUGCAAAUCCAUGUCCCAUUUAAUGCAUCAGUUUUUUCAACUACUGUUACAAUUCUUGUAUAGGUUUAAAGGGUUAUUGAAAUUGAGACCCUUUUUGUCAUGGUUCCAUCCGAGGAACCCACAAGGGAUAUUAGCAAUGAUGACCAUAGUUGCUAUAUUGUUGAAGCGUUACACAAAUGUGAAGGUGAGAGCUGAAAUGGCUUAUAGGAGAAAGUUUUGGAGGAAUAUGAUGAGGGGUGCUUUGACUUAUGAUGAAUGGGCUCAUGGAGCUAAGAUGCUUGAUAAAUUGACACCAAAGAUGAAUGAGGCUGAUCUUUAUGAUGUUGAGUUGGUUGGGAAUAAGCUUCAGGAGCUUCGGCAUAGGCGGCACGAGGGGUCGAUCAGGGAUAUUAUGUUUUGUAUGCGGGCGGAUCUUGUUAGGAAUUUAGGGAAUAUGUGUAACCCGGAGUUGCAUAAGGGCAGGCUUCAAGUUCCUAGGUUGAUCAAGGAGUAUCUUGAUGAGGUGACUACGCAGUUGAGAAUGGUUUGUGAUUCGGAUUCGGAGGAGUUGUCGUUGGAGGAAAAGGUUGCUUUUAUGCAUGAAACUAGACAUGCUUUUGGGAGGACGGCUUUGUUGUUAAGUGGUGGUGCUUCUCUUGGAGCUUUUCAUGUUGGGGUGGUUAAGACAUUGGUGAAACAUAAACUCUUACCUAGGAUUGUUGCUGGUUCGAGUGUUGGAUCGAUUAUGUGUGCUAUUGCUGCUACUAGAUCGUGGCCGGAGCUUCAGAGUUUUUUCGAGGAUUCGUUGCAUUCGCUGCAGUUUUUCGAUCAAAUGGGUGGGAUUUUCGCGGUUGUCAAGAGGGUUGCAACGCGCGGGGCUGUUCAUGAGAUUAGGCAGUUGCAAAUGCUGUUGAGGCAUUUAACAAACAACCUUACAUUUCAAGAAGCGUAUGAUAUGACAGCUCAAGAAUUGAUGGCGAAGAAUAGGAGUGGAGAUAUUGUUCCUUAUCAUCCUCCUUUUAAUCUAGGUCCCGAAGAAGGCUCCACACCAUCACGCCGGUGGAGGGAUGGUAGCUUAGAGAUUGAUUUACCUAUGAUGCAGUUGAAAGAGCUAUUCAAUGUCAAUCAUUUCAUAGUCAGUCAAGCCAACCCACACAUUGCACCAUUGUUGAGAUUGAAAGAGGUUGUAAGAACUUAUGGAGGCAAUUUUGCUGCCAAGCUUGCUCAUCUUGUGGUGAUGGAGGUGAAACACAGGUGUAAUCAAGUACUGGAACUUGGCUUUCCGUUAGGUGGACUUGCCAAACUUUUUGCUCAAGAAUGGGAAGGUGAUGUCACUAUUGUCAUGCCCGCUACCCUUGCUCAGUACUCAAAAAUUAUACAGAACCCUUCUUACGGAGAGCUUCAAAAAGCAGCCAACCAAGGGAGAAGAUGUAGCUGGGAGAAGCUUUCAGCCAUAAAAGCAAAUUGUGAAAUUGAGCUUGCUCUUGAUGAAUCUGUGGCAAUUCUCAAUCACAUGAGAAAACUAAAAAGAAUUGCCGAGAGAACUUCUGCUUCAGCGUCUCAUGGUUUGUCAAGUACUGUCAGAUUCAGUGGUUCAAGAAGAAUUCCUUCAUGGAAUUGCAUGGCACGGGAGAAUUCGACAGGUUCUCUUGAAGACCUUACAGAUGUUGCUUCCUCGUUGCAUCAAGGCAUUGGUAGUGACUCUGAAAAUAUUGAUUCGAUUUCUUGGACCAGAUCUGGUGGCCCUUUGAUGAGAACCGCUUCGGCAAAUAUGUUUGUUGACUUUCUCCAAAACUUAGAGGGUGUUGUUGAUACUGAACUAAAUAGAGGCACGGUGGCUCAUUCCAGUCCUCUUGAUUUUCAGUAUCAUAAUUUCAGACUCACAGGACCAGAUAGGAACUCGGAAUCCGAGCAGAAGGUAAUCGACAACAGGGUUGUUAACGGAUCUAGCUUACUGAUAACCGAAGGUGAUAUUUUGCAGACUGAAAAGAUUCAUAAUGGGAUUGUGUUAAAUGUUGUCAAGAAAGAAGCCUUAGCACCUUCAAAUAGGUGUCAUGAUUUUGGAAAUUGCAACAAUGAAGUUGUUGAAUGUGACCAAAUUGAUUGUUCAGGGAAGGAAAUGGAUACUGGUAGCUCUGAUUCUGACUAUGAAAAUGAUAAACCCACACCAGCUUUGAGCAUGGAUCAAAACAAUGUAGAUAGUUAG